UGUAAGAAUGGCAAGCUCAGUUGUAGGUUCGUACCGUUCAGCAGUUUUGAAGCUCAUUUUAAUUCGUGACACAUUGAGAUUUAGCUGUAAGAUUUUCUUUAGGAAAAUUUUGUUUUAUUAAUUUUUUGCGUGUUAUUAAUGAAGGAGGCGGAUUUUUAUUGUGUAGAAUGAGAUGUACAUUAUGGGCUUGGUGUCGAGAGUUUUCCUUCCCAAUAGCUUUUUGUCGAAACUUGUGUGUUUGAACCUUCUCAUGGGUGGACCAAACCCCUUCUUUUGAGGGAAGGCUGUUGUAGGAAUGCUUACAGUAUUGAGUGAGGUUAAUUUAGGAUUUAAAAUGCUCUGUGUGUGUGGCGCCACCUCUGUAUUCAUUACCUGCUAAGUACCCGAACUCUGUGCCUGAACUUAGUGACAUCAUCACCAAUAUGAUGGCAAUAUUUGACUUAAUACCUAAGUACUAAGUCCUCAGAGUGAGCAUUGUCAUGCCUAUAUUGAGUAAAAUCGGAAUGAAAAACUGCGAAGUCGCGAAUGGAGAACAGGGAGUAAUGUAGAUUUAUUCAGAGUAGUGUGUGAUGUGCAGGAACAAAGUAGCAACGACCUUCCCUGCAGUGCGGGAUUCGGUGACCAUUGUGAACAUUUUGAGUGGUUUUCAUAUUCUAUAACAUUAUUUUCAUCCGGUGAAAGGCUGUUCUUCAAGUACUGCUCAUAAAAAAACCUGGAAUUGGUGUUGGAGUUUGCGCUUUCAGGCGUAUGCAGUAAAAGUCGUGAUGCCCCAGACGUCAUAUUCAGAGAGAGUUUAAUCCUUGUUACACGAUCCAGAUAAAGACAUUUUCCCGGGAGGUAGAAACAGCAUAAUCCCAGGAGGCGUGUUACUUGUGUCACGUCUUCAUCGGUGGAGGAUGAGACCAGAGAUCAGCUGGACAAAAGCGAAGCAGGAGGUCCGCGCUGUAGGGAAAGCGACGUCUUCUUCUCGGUUGUGUCCCGCCCCGCGAGCUGUCCGUGGGAGAGGCAGAAGCGCAGCGGCGGGCAGCGCUCGGUGCCUGCAGUGCCGGGCGGAGGCUGCGGGCGCCGCUGUUGACCGAGAGGAGCGAGAGGAAGCUCGGAGCGCUGCAGCCCCGCCCGCUGCGGACCCGCUCGAUCGCUCGCUCGCUCGGGGUCUGGCUCGGCGGCCGAGAGGUCUGCGAGCGUGUCCGCGGUGCGGAACCGUUCUGUAGCAAGACGCGUCUGAAAUACCGUGCAGAAGCUGAGAGCAGAGUCGGAGCCGGAGCUGUCUGAGUUGGCGGCGAGGAGCUGCAGGCGGUGUUGCGGUGCCGCGGCGGAGGAGAUGUGCGCGGCGGGGAGGCGCUGGGGCCGGCGGCAGCGAGCUCUGCUCGGGGCCGUCCUGCUGGCGGCGUGGCAGGCGGCGUGGGGGCAGCUGAGCUACUCGGUGCCCGAGGAGAUGCCCAAGGGCUCGUUCGUGGGCGACGUGGCCAAGGACCUGGGGCUGCACCUGCCGGAGAUCCGCGAUGGCGGCGUCCGGGUUGUUACCGAAGGUAGGACGCAGUAUUUCACUCUGCACGAGAAGACGGGACAUUUAGUGACGGCGGAGAGGAUCGACAGAGAGCAGCUGUGCCGGCUGGUGGAGAAAUGCGUGCUGCGCUGUGAGCUGAUAGUGGAGGGAGAGAUGCAGAUUUACCGAAUAGAAGUGCAAAUCACGGACAUUAAUGACAACGAGCCCAGCUUCAAGGAAGUUGAGCUGGAAGAAAGAAUAAGCGAGAUGACAGCGCCGGGGUCGCGGUUUCCCCUGCCAGACGCCCAUGAUCCUGACUCGGGCCGGAAUUCCCUGCAGAGCUACGAGCUGAGCAGCGACGAGCACUUCUCGCUGGCCGUGCAGGCGGGCCCCGGCGGCGAUCAGCGUCCCGAGCUGGUGCUGGCCAAGGUGCUGGACCGGGAGGAGGCGGCGUUUCACGAGCUGGUGCUGAGGGCGAGGGACGGCGGCGAUCCGGCACGGACGGGCACGGCUCGGAUCCGCGUGACCGUGGUGGACGCGAACGACAACGCGCCCGUGUUCAGCCAGGCGGAGUACACGGUGCGAGUGCCCGAGGACGUGCCCGUGGGCUCUACACUUGUUGCUGUAACCGCCACCGACGCUGAUGAGGGGCUGUACGGACAGGUGAAAUACUCUUUGAAAAAAGUGUCCGACAUGGCAUCGAAUAUCUUCCAUCUGGACUCUGAGAGUGGAGAGAUCACUCUGCUGCAGAGCCUGGACUUCGAGGAAGGUGACUACUAUGAGCUGGAGGUGCAGGCACGGGACGGGGGAGGCCUUUUCGACACGGCCAAGGUCGCAGUCACAGUAACAGAUAAAAACGAUAAUGCGCCGGAAAUUUCGGUGAGGUCCGCAUUAAGUGAGAUCUCUGAGGACGCCCCUUCGGGGACGACAGUCGCCCUACUGCAUGUGCAGGACCGGGACUCGGGAUCGAACGGUGCUGUGCGCUGCUACCUGGACGGGGAUGUCCCGUUUCGGCUGGAGAAGUCCUAUGAGGACUACUACCGUGUGGUGACAGCGAGCGAGCUGGACCGGGAGCAGGUGUGGGAGUACAACGUGACGGUGCGGGCGGCGGACGGCGGGUCGCCGUCGCUGCAGAGCAGCGCAGUGCUGGCGCUGCGGGUGCUGGACGUGAACGACAACGCGCCGGUGUUCUUGGAGGAGCGCUACAGCGCGCGGCUGGCGGAGAACAACGCGGCGGGCGCGCUGGUGCUGACGGUGCGCGCCACGGACGCGGACUGGGGGCAGAACGCGCGCGUGCGCUACCGGCUGGCGGAGGGGCGGGUGCGGGGCGCGCCGCUGUCGUCGUACGUGUCGGUGCAGGCGGAGACGGGCGCGCUGUACGCGCUGCGCUCCUUGGACUACGAGCAGGUGCGCGAGCUGCAGCUGUGGGUGCGGGCGGAGGACGGCGGCGCGCCGGCGCUGAGCAGCAACGUGUCGGUGCGGCUGCUGAUCGUGGACGAGAACGACAACGCGCCGCAGGUGCUGUACCCGCCGGCGGGCGCAGCGGCGGGCUCGGGCGCGGCGUGGUCGGGCGUGGAGCUGGCGCCGCGCCGGUCGGAGGCCGGCGCGCUGGUGGCCAAGGUGGUGGCGGUGGACGCGGACGCGGGGCAGAACGCGUGGCUGUCCUACGAGCUGGCCAAGGCCACGGAGCCGGGGCUGUUCCGCGUGGGGCUGCACAGCGGCGAGGUGCGCACGGCGCGCUCGCCGCUGGCCCGCGACGCGGCGCGCCACAGCCUGGUGGUGCUGGUGCGGGACCACGGGCGGCCGGCGCUCUCGGCCACGGCCACGCUGAGCGUGGUGCUGGCCGAGAGCGUGGCCGAGCUGCUGGCCGAGCUGGGCAGCGCGGCCGACGAGGCGGCGGCGCCGGGCGAGCCGGCCGCCAGCCUGACGCGCUGGCUCGUGCUGGCCGUGGCCGCCGUGUCGUGCCUCUUCGUGGCCUUCCUGCUGCUGCUGCUGGCGCUGCGCCUGCGCCGCUGGCACCGCCAGCACCUGCUGCCGGCCGACAGCGGCGCCCUGCGCGGCGUGCCCGUGUCGCACUUCGUGGGCAUCGACGGCGUGCGCGCCUUCCUGCAGUCCUACUCGCACGACGUGUCGCUCACGGCCGACUCGCGCAAGAGCCAGCUGCGCUUCUCGGCCGCCAGCUGCUGCGACACCCUCCCGGCCCGCCCGCCGCCCGACGAGCCCGCGCCGCUGCUCGGGGACCAGGACCCCGCCGGCGCCCUGCCCGCGCCUUCUGCCCCUCCCUCGGUGAGUUUCUCUCUCCAGGUUUUCUCUGCCACGCUUUCUUCUGAUGCUCCCCUGCCCUUUCCCUGCGGUUUACUCUGUCUUGCAUAGGAGAUUGUGCUUCAAGCAUAGUAGAUUUUCUG
Passer domesticus (house sparrow) is the source of this 3891-nucleotide messenger RNA. RefSeq names its product protocadherin gamma-A10-like. Gene Ontology annotation, cellular component: plasma membrane. The transcript has a single exon. NCBI's taxonomy places the organism in Eukaryota, Metazoa, Chordata, Aves, Passeriformes, Passeridae. Gene Ontology annotation, biological process: homophilic cell-cell adhesion. The record is from RefSeq and is a predicted model, not a curated record. Gene Ontology annotation, molecular function: calcium ion binding. Bases 1322 to 3859 code for a protein of 845 amino acids.